Molecule: messenger RNA, 7267 nt
Organism: Bubalus bubalis (water buffalo)
Lineage: Eukaryota; Metazoa; Chordata; Mammalia; Artiodactyla; Bovidae
Gene: NLRC5
Product: NLR family CARD domain containing 5
Exons: 50
Coding region: 744-6347 (1867 amino acids)
Molecular function (GO): protein binding
Source: RefSeq, a predicted model, not a curated record
CUCGGUUUCACAUCCACGGAAGGGGCUUUCCCUUGGUGCCAUCCCCGGGUCCUGUCCGCACAGGUGGCUGAGCGCAGGAGGCACUGGAGCGGGUGUGCCGCCCCGCCCGUCCCGCGCCCGGGCACCGAGAACCCACGUGAUUUCCCAGCAGAGGCAGCCGGCUCCGAGAGCCCGCCGCCGGGCUGCUCCGCGCCUGCUUUCAGUUUCAUGUGGAGCGCGGCAAAGCCGGGAGCGCAGCCGGAGCCUGUCCUAUGGAAAGAAUCUGAAAAUCCAGCUCCAGGACUUGGCCCAGGAACUCAGGAGACCCUCUCUGUGGACAUCCUAGAACAUCUAUGAUGAACCAGGGAGCCAGGGCUGGUUAUUUUUAAAGAGCUAAUGUCUUACUCAAAGGGGACAGAGCACUCAUGGUGGAAACAAAGGCAUCAUGUUAGACUGGCUGGGGGAGAAAUUUGAAUUUGAAGGACUUUCCCCGAAAUUAUAUCAUCCAGGCACUCCUCACUUCUGCCUGGCACCUUGCUGCCCUGGAUGAGUUCUUUAUGGGCCGCAUGGACUUUGGACACUCUAGCCCGGAAAAGAAGCCAUGCCGUAAGCGCCAAGAUCACACAGAAGCCAGGGAUUAGCCCUUGUCUGGUGCCACCUAGGGUUGCCAAGCCUUGGAAAUUAACUGGUCUGAGAGCUCACCUGUCCCCCAGCUCACCUUCGCAGCUUACCCGCCUACCUGGUCCCUGCAGGGUCAGCUCCUCAUGGACCCCUUUAGCCUCCAACUGGGCACCAAGAACCUGCAUGGAUAUCUCGUGAGGCUGCUCAGCAGAAACCUAGGAUGGCUAGACACCAAGGUGAAGUUAUUCCUCCCCAGCGUGGACCUGGGCUCCAGAUAUCAGGCCCUAGACCCCACACAGAGGGUCAUCCUGCAACUCCAAAAACUGCAUGCCCAGGGUCCGACCACCUGGAAGUCAUUCAUCCAGUGCGUGUGCAUGGAGCUGGAUGUGCCAAUGGACAUGGAGGUGCCACUGAUGAGCACAUGGGGCCACGAAGAUGGCUUCCCCAGUCUUCUGGAAAUUGGCGAGGAAAGCCAAUCAGACUCUCAGCUCCACCCUGGCCUCAAGCGGACUCAUCAGAGCUGUGGGUCCUCACCUCGCCCGAAACAGUUCAGGAAGCAGCAACAAGAGUUGGCCAAGAGGUACCUGCAGCUACUGAGAACUUCUGCCCAGCAGCGCUAUGGCGACAGGACCCCCGGGCUGGGACAGCCAUUGGCCUUCCACCAAGCCUACGUCCCUCCAAUCUUGCAAUGGAGCCGGGCCUCGGCGCCCUUCCACACUCAGGAGGGUGCCACAACAGGGAACCCCAAGGCAGAAGACGGCACCGAUGUGAACAUUCGGGACCUCUUCAGUACCAAGGCCAGCAAGGGCCCAAGAGUGAUAGUGCUUCUGGGUAAGGCAGGCAUGGGCAAGACCACGCUGGCCCACCGGCUCUGCCAGAAGUGGGCUGAUGGUCAGCUGGACCGCUUCCAGGCUGUGUUCCUUUUCGAAUUCCGGCAGCUCAACCUGAUCACAGGUUCCUUGACGCUGCCGCAGCUCCUUUUCGACAUGUACCUGAGGCCCGAGGCCAGCCCGGAGGCCGUCUUCCAGCACCUGAAGGAGAACGCGGAGGGAAUCCUGCUGAUCUUCGACGGGCUGGACGAGAUCCUCCAGCCCUGCUCCGACAAGGAGACCGCGGACCCCGAGGACCCAGCGUCAGCCCUCACCCUCUUCUCCCGCCUCUGCCGUGGGACCCUGCUGCCUGGCUGCUCGGUGAUGGCCACUUCUCGUCCAGGGAAGCUGCCCGCCUGCCUGCCCACCGAGGUGGCCACGGUCCACAUGUGGGGCUUCGACGGCCCGCGGGUGGAGGAGUAUGUGAACCACUUCUUCAGCGACCAGCCGUCCCAGGAGGCGGCCCUGGCGGAGCUGCGGAUGGACAGACACCUCUGGAGCAUGUGUGCAGUGCCCGCUCUGUGCCGAAUUGCCUGCCUCUGCCUCCAUCACCUGCUCCCUGGCAGGUCUCCAGGCCAGUCUGCGGCCCUCCUGCCCACCAUGACGCAGAACUACGUGCAGAUGCUCCUCACCCUCAACCCCGAAGGGGUCCUGUGGGCUGAGCCCCUGCUGGGUCUCGGGGAGGUGGCCCUGAGUGGCCUGGAGUCAGGGAAGGUCAUCUUCUCUGCAGGAGACAUCCCUGCAUCCACCCUGGCCUUUGGGGCUGCCCUCGGUCUGCUGACCUCCUUCUGCGUGUGCAUGGGGCCCGGGCACCAGGACACAGGCUACGCCUUCUCCCACCUCAGCCUGCAGGAGUUCUUUGCAGCCCUGCACCUGAUGGCCAGCCCCCAGGUGGACAGAGAGACCCUCAGCCAACACAUCACCCUCCAUUCUCGCUGGGUGCAGCGGACCAAGGCCAGACUGGGCCUGUCGGACCACCUGCCCACCUUUCUGGCCGGCCUGGCAUCCCGUGCCUGCCGCUCCUUCCUCAGCCUCCUGGCUGAGCAGGAGGAGGAGUGGGUGGCUGCCAAGCAGGAGGUAGUCCUGCAGGCGCUGAAGAAGUUGGCCACCCGUCGGCUCACGGGGCCCAAGGUUGUAGAGCUGUGUCACUGUGUGGGUGAGACGCAGGAUCCUGAGUUGGCCAGCUUCAUGGCCCACAGCCUCCCCCAGCAGCUGCCCUUCCACAAUUUCCUGCUGACCUACGCUGACCUGGCCUCCCUGACCAACAUCCUGGGGCACAGGGAUGGCCCCAUCCACCUGGAUUUUGAGGGCUGCCCCUUGGAGCCCCGCUGCCCUGAAACCCUGGCAGGCUGUGGGCAGGUAGAGAAUCUCAGCUUUAAGAGUAGGAAGUGUGGGGACGCCUUUGCAGAAGCCCUCUCCAGGAGCUUGCCAACGAUGGGGAGCCUGAAGAAGCUGGGGUUAGCAGGAAGUAAGAUCACUGCUCAAGGCAUCAGCCACCUGGUGGAGGCUUUGCCCUUCUGCCCACAGCUGGAGGAGGUCAGCUUCCAGGACAAUCAGCUCAAGGACAGGGAAGUGCUAAACAUCGUGAAGGUACUCUCUUGCCUACCACGGCUCCAGAAACUUGACCUGAGCCGCAACAAUGUCUCCGUGUCAACACUACUCUCCUUGACAAAGGUGGCGGUCACGUGCCCUACCGUCAGGAUGCUGCAGGUCAGGGAGACGGACCUCAUCUUCCUCCUCUCCCCGCCCACAGAGACAGAUCCUGAGCUACAAGGAGACCCAGACUUACAGGGAAAUGCCAACCAGAGGAAAGAGGCUCAGAGGAGAAGCCUGGCACUCAGGCUCCAAAAGUGUCAGCUUGGGGUCCAUGAUGUGGAGGUGCUCAUAGCCCAGCUGCGGGAAGGCCCUCAACUGGAUGAAGUGGACCUCUCAGGGAACCAGCUCAAAGAUGAAGGCUGUCAACUGAUGGCAGAGGCUGCUCCCCAACUGCACAUCACAAAGAAGCUGGACCUCAGUGACAAUGAGCUUUCUGUGGCCGGGGUGCUGGGAGUACUGAGUGUGGUGAACACGUGCCAAACCCUGACAGAGCUACAUAUCAGCCUGCUGCACAAAACUGUGGUCUUCACGUUUGCCCCAGAGCUGGAGGAGCAGGAGGGGAUCCAGAAGAGGGCUACGUUUCCUGACAGCCUUAUGUUCCAGAUGUCCUCUGAGCCAUCUCUGCGCUCCCCGAGGAUCAGGCUGACGCACUGUGCCCUGCAAGCCCAGCGCCUGGAGCUGCUCUGCAAAGUGCUGGGAGGAAGUUGCCGCCUCGGUCACCUUGACUUAUCAGGCAAUGCUCUGGGGGACGAAGGUGUGGCCCUGCUGGCUCGGCUGCUCCCAGGACUGGGUUCUCUGCAGUCCUUGAACCUCAGUGAGAACCAUUUGUCCCUGGAGGGUGUGUUCAGUUUGACCCAGUGCUUCUCUACUCUGCGGUGGCUUCUACAUUUGGAAUUCAGCUCUGCGAGCCAACACGUUAUCCUGAGAGGUGACAAAAGAGGCAGGGAUCUGUUGGCUGCUGGAUCUUUGCCAGAGUUGCGAGCUGGAGCCCGGUUGGGAUUUGGUCAGCGCCACGUCCCCAGGAGCUUCUGCCUCAAGGAAUGUCAGCUGGAGCCCCUGAGCCUCUCCCACCUCUGCAAGUCUCUGGAGAAGUGCCCAGGGCCCCUGGAAGUCCAAUUGUCCUGCGAGGUGCUGAGUGACCAGAGCCUGGAGACCCUGCUGCACCACCUACCGCAGCUCCCCCAGCUAAGCCUGCUGCAACUGAGCCAGACGCAACUGCCUCCAAGGAGCCCCCUCCUGCUAGCUGACCUCUUCAGCCUGUGCCCACAGGUUCAGAAGGUGGAUCUCAGGUCCCUGCGUCAUUUGACCCUGCAUCUCAGGUGUAGUGAGGAGCAGGAAGACAGGUGCUGUUGCAGGUUUACUGACUGCGGCCUCCGCCAGGAGCAUGUGGAGCCGCUGUGCGGGUUGCUGAGCAAGUGUGAAGACCUCCACCAGCUGGACCUCUCAGCAAACCUGCUGGGUGAUGAUGGGCUCCGGUGCCUCCUGGAAUGUCUCCCCAAGGUGCCCGUCUCCGGUUCGCUCGAUCUAAGCCACAACAGUAUGUCUCAGGAAAGCGUCUUGUGCCUGGUGGAGGCUCUCCCCUCCUGUCCACGUGUCCGGGAGGCCUCAGUGAACCUGGGCUCCAAGCAGAGCUUCCAGAUUCACUUCUCCCGACAGGAGGAGGCUGGGAAAACACUGAGGCUGAGCAAGUGCCACUUCAAGCCAGAGCACAUGCCCAGACUGGCCGCCAGCCUGAGCCAGGCCCUGCAGCUGGCGGAGCUCACGCUGACCUGGUGUUUCCCGGGCCUGGAGCAGCUGAUCGUCCUCCUGGGUCUGCUAACGUGGCCGACGGGGGUGCUCACUCUCAGGGUGGAAGAGCCGUGGGUGGGCAGAGCCGGGGUGCUCACGCUGCUGGAAGUCUGUGCCCAGGCCUCAGGCAACAUCACCGGAAUAAGCAUCUCUGAGACCCAGCAACAGCUCUGUAUCCAGCUGGAAUUUCCCCAUCAGGAGAACCCAGAAGCCGUGGCCCUCAGGCUGGCUCACUGUGACCUGGGAACCCACCAAAACCUCCUCACCAGGAAGCUGAUGGAGACAUGUGCCCGGCUGCGGCAGCUCAGCUUGUCCCAGGUGAACCUCUGCGAUGCCAGCUCUCGGCUGCUGCAAAGCCUCCUGUCCCUCUCUGAGCUGAAGAACUUCCGGCUGACCUCCAGCUGUGUGAGCUCCAAGGGGCUAGCCCUCCUGACAUCUGGUCUAAGCCAUUGUCACCUUCUGGAGGAGCUAGACUUGUCUAACAAUCAACUUGGAGACGAGGGCACCAAGGUGUUGUUGGGGGCCCUUGAGGGCAAGUGCAGGCUGAAGAGACUUGACCUCAGCCACCUGCCACUGGGCGGCUCCACCCUGGCUGUGCUCACUCAAGGACUAGGCCACAUGACACUCCUGCAGAGCCUCCGUUUGAGCAGGAGCAACAUCAAUGACGUCGGCUGCUGCCACCUUUCGAAGGCUCUCAGAGCUGCCACCAGCUUGGAGGAGCUGAGCUUGAGCCACAACCAGAUCGGAAACACCGGUGCCCAGGACUUAGCUGCUGUCCUGCCGGGGCUCCCUGAGCUCAGGAAGAUAGACCUCUCAGCAAAUGGCAUCGGCCCAGCAGGUGGAGCACGGUUGGCAGAAUCUCUCACCCUUUGCAGGCACCUCGAGGAGCUGAUGCUUGGCAGCAAUGCCCUGGGAGACUGCACAGCCCUGGGUCUGGCCAAGGGGCUGCCCCGGCACCUGAGGGUCCUGCACCUGCCAUCCAGCCAUCUGAGCCCAGAGGGGGUGCUGAGUCUGGGCCAGGCCCUGGAUGGAUGCCCACACGUGGAAGAGAUCAGCUUGUCAGAGAACAGCCUGGCCGGAGGGGUCCCACAUUUCCAUCAGGGGUUCCCAGUGCUCCGGAAGCUUGACCUGGUGUCGUGUGAGAUUGACAACCAGACUGCCAAGCCCCUCGCCGCCAGCUUCGUGCUCUGUCUGGCCCUGGAAGAAAUCACGCUGUCCUGGAAUCUGCUCGGGGAUGAAGCAGCUGCUGAGCUGGCCCGGGUCCUGCCGCAGAUGGGCCGGCUGAAGAGAAUGGACCUGGAGACAAAUCGGAUCACAGCUUAUGGAGCCUGGCUCCUGGCUGAAGGGCUGGCACAGGGAUCUGGCAUCCAAGUCAUUCGCCUCUGGAAUAACCGCAUUCCCCCAGACAUGGCCCAGCAUCUGCAGAACCAGGAGCCCAGGCUGGACUUUGCUUUCUUUGACAACCAGCCACAGGUCAUCCCUCGGGGUACCUGAUGGUGCCCUCAAGUCCCUUUGAAUCCAGCCGAGUGAUGCCAGUUUUCAUCCACGAGGAUAGAGGGCUUAUGAAAAAAGCUGGCUGUCCCUGGAUCAAGAGGGAGAAACACGCUUUUCCUGCAACAGUCUUCAGGGAGGACAUUUUUGGUGACAAAGAGUGGAGUAUGACUACCCUACAUCCCUUGGGACAUGCAUGACUAGUCAGGAACAUGAAGCAAAAUGAGCGUGUCAUGGUGUGGUGUGUGAUGUGGAAGGUCACACGUGGCGACAUUCCAUGUGACAUUGCAUGAUACCUGAAAUGUGGCCUGUGGGUCGAUGGCAUGGGUCCCGGCACUACAUGUGAUGGGUGGUGCAUAUAUGAGACGUGACAAAUGUCCAGGUCUUGUGCCAUGUGACUGGCCAUAUUCCCUCAGGCUGGUCCAAGAUCUAAUUUAUUACUUUUUAAGACCAAAUCUGUAUUUAUAAAUUGCAUUUCCAGAGCAGCUAAACCAGGGAACGUCUUCUGCCCAGAAUGGGCUGGGGAGACUGUCCAAGCACUGACAAGCCAGGGAUUUAGCCAUAAGGCUUCUGAAUGAGUGUCUUCCUGCCUCAAGUCUCAGUUUUCCCAUCUUUAAACUGGAUCACCCCCUUUCCCUUAAUUUCCAAGGACUUUGGGCCCAGCUCCAGGUCGUGCCAGCAUGACCUUGGACAGGCCCAGUCUGUGUGGUGUAAGGGACGAAGCUAGGCCUAAGGGUGCAGGGAGUGGGGACUGUCAAGACAGUCAGGAAAGACUGCUGGAUCCAGCCACUACCUCAGCGCAAUCUGCACAAGCGCCCAGGGGCUGCCGGCUACACCGCAUCCACAUUACUUCCAAGAGCGGCCAAGGGUGGUCCUGCUGCACUGUAAGCCUAGUUUGACCAAUAAAUGUGGGUGAUCUUCCA